CAGAGAGACAGAGGGAGUCCCACACAGAUGUUUGAGCACACAGGCGGAGGAUAGGAGAGAGACAGAGAGAUUGAGAAAGACACUAUGUUAUCCAAGGACAUUCUCUUCAUUUCUCAUCACCAAGGAGACAGGACUGUGACCAGGAAAGAGACCCGAGGAUUGACACACAUAUCAUAAUUUGAAGUCGUUCAAGUGGUCAACAUGAGGAGCAGCUCUCAAGCCUGUGAGGUGAGGAUGUGGCUGUUUGUGGCCAUGGCUUUUCUUUGCCAGUGUGUGAUUGGUCAGACGCUGGAGGCCAAGGCGAAAGGAGCUCCGCCUCGUCUGAUCUGCAGUGUUCUGGGGUUGCCAGGGAGACCAGGUAAACCUGGCCCAAAUGGGCCGCCAGGGGAAAAUGGGAAUAUGGGAAUCCCAGGAAGAGACGGAAGAGAUGGCAGGAAGGGAGAGAAAGGAGAGAAGGGUGAAGCAGGGGAAAAGGGGAAACUUGGCCCAACGGGUAAACGUGGCGAGCGGGGUGUCCGGGGUCCAGGGGGGAAGAGAGGUCCUGAUGGAGAAUGCGGGGACGGGGGCCGACCAGGGCCUCCAGGGCCCCUUGGGAAGAAAGGGGACAAGGGCCAGCGAGGACCACUGGGUACGGCAGGCAUCUGCCGGUGUGGCAGCCUGGUGCCUAAAGCAGCCUUCUCUGUGGGAAUCACCAGCAGUUACCCUGCUGAGAAGGAACCUAUCAAGUUCAACAAGGUCCUCUUCAACGAGGGCGGCCACUACAACCCAGAGACGGGCAAGUUCAUCUGCGCCUACCCAGGCAUCUACUACUUCUCCUAUGACAUCACCCUGGCUAACAAACAUCUGGCCAUCGGGCUGGUGCAGAACGGGCAGUACCGCAUCAAGACAUUUGAUGCCAACACAGGGAACCAUGAUGUGGCCUCUGGGUCGCUUGUGAUGUUCCUGAACCCAGAAGACGAGGUGUGGCUGGAGAUCUUCUUCAAGGACCAGAAUGGCCUGUUUGCAGACGAAGGGUGGUCUGACAGCCUGUUCUCUGGAUUCCUGCUCUAUGCAGAUACCAACUACCUGGACUCACUAGCAGAGGACUACGCAUAGUGACUUAUAACGCUCAAUAAAGGACUGAGAGGACUGAGUUUGUAGCCUCCCCUUGACAUAUUUACAGUAUCUAUAUUUCAUCAUGUAUUAUUUAUAUUCUAUAUAACUAUGUGGGUGUACAUGUAUGCAAGCGUGUGUGUAUGUAUUGUGGGACAAGAAACAAUAUAUUUUUUAAAUGUUUGUUUACAAUGUUUGUUUGGAGAAAAAUGUCUAAGUAUCUCAAAGUGAUAUGUUUCAUUAAUAAAAUUGAUGAUAUGCACUCA
Salmo salar (Atlantic salmon) is the source of this 1358-nucleotide messenger RNA. RefSeq names its product complement C1q tumor necrosis factor-related protein 7. Gene Ontology annotation, molecular function: protein binding. The record is from RefSeq and is a predicted model, not a curated record. Lineage: Eukaryota; Metazoa; Chordata; Actinopteri; Salmoniformes; Salmonidae.